Capsella rubella is the source of this 1081-nucleotide messenger RNA. RefSeq lists its product as uncharacterized. NCBI's taxonomy places the organism in Eukaryota, Viridiplantae, Streptophyta, Magnoliopsida, Brassicales, Brassicaceae. The record is from RefSeq and is a predicted model, not a curated record. The transcript has a single exon. Gene Ontology annotation, cellular component: membrane. Bases 1 to 996 code for a protein of 331 amino acids.
AUGGGCUCUAUACCAAUACCUAUCAUCUUCAUCAUCUUUCUUUUUCAUUUACAGAGAUCCAAAUCUCAGACGGUUGAAUCAGCACAUCUUCUUGAUCUUAUGAUUAGAGAUUACACCAUCAGAAACUUCAACAUACAUUUCAAGACAGGUGCUAUCCAGAAAAUUCCUCUUCCUUCGAAUUUCUCAUCCAUUGAUAUUGCCACGGCUAAGUUUAGAUGCGGGAGUUUGGGAAGACAUGGUGCAACAAUCGGAGAGUUUCACUUAGGUCCGGGCUUGACAUUACAGCCAUGUGUUGACAGAGUGAUUCUGGUGAGACAGAACUUGGGAUUGAACUGGUCUUCUUAUCUUUACUCAACUGGUUAUAACUUGACCGGUUACAAUUACCAGCUCGUGUCUCCGGUUCUUGGUAUAUUGGCUUACAAUUCAAACCCGGAUGGUGUGGCUGUGAACCCUUAUGAGAUUAACGUAACGGGCACGGAGCAAAACCCUAUUUUGAUCAAAUUCUUCAGCAGCAAGGCAAGUGGUGAUCCUAAACCUAACACGAAUCAGAACUCAUCUCUAUUGUGUGCUUGCUUCACAAGUAACGGUACCAUAACGUUUAGACAGCAAGUUUCAGCAUACGUUUGCUUAGGAACAAGACAAGGCCACUACGCACUCGUGACUAGAGCUCACAAAAGUGAUGGUAGUGACGUGGUAACGCCGGCCUCGUCUCCUGAUCAGGUGAAUGAAAGUGGCGGCGGAGGGAGAUUGAGCCGGUGGAAAGUGGCGGUUGGGAGUGUGAUAGGGUCAAUGAUUGGAGCGUUUCUAUUAGGGUUAUUGGUGGUGGCGAUGGUAGUGAAAGGGAAGAAGAAAGCAAUGAGAGAGGAGAUAGAGAGGAGAGCUUAUGAAGAAGAAGCACUUCAGGUUUCAAUGGUUGGUCAUGUUAGAGCUAAUCCUAAUGCUUCGAGAACAAGAACGGUUCCAAGAUUUGAUAAUUCUAGGUAUAGUAACAAGUAAUAACAACAAACUUAACUAGAUAGUAGAUCGUCCUUAUUUGAUAUGAUGUUUCUCAUAUUUAGUGUUAACUAAACCUUUUUAUCUA